Heterobilharzia americana is the source of this 1581-nucleotide messenger RNA. The record is from the annotation of a GenBank genome assembly. Lineage: Eukaryota; Metazoa; Platyhelminthes; Trematoda; Strigeidida; Schistosomatidae.
ACUUCGUAAAAAGAUAUUGGUUAUUGAAGCGCGACAGACGAACAGUUACGUUGUAGAGCAUCGAAAAUUGUUUAUCAAAUGGCUACUGUGAUUAAUAUUACAGUUAAACAACAACUGGAACAGAUUUUGCAAGAGGCAAAACAUGGUCCAUCAAUUGUAGUGAUAGAUUUUUAUGCCUCAUGGUGUCAUCCUUGUUCUGAAAUCGCUCCCGUUUUCCAGCAGUUGAGUACUGAAUACACAAAUAUGAAGUUUGUUAAAAUUGACGUUGAUAAAUUUCAGGAUAUUGCUGAACGAUACGAUGUUCGGUCGUUGCCUACAUUUUUAUUUUUCCGUGGGAAUAAGCAAAUCGACCGUCUAAUGGGUGCAGCGCCACAAAAAUUAAGAGACAAAGUUCAAGAACUUACUAGUUCUACUGCUUUAGACUCACAUGAAAGCGGUUCUGAAAAAGGCUCACAGUCUUCUAAACAAUUUGAUCUGGAUACACUAUUGUCAAAAAGUCAGUGUGAGUGUUUAAAUGAAGAUGAUUCACAUUCACUGUCCCAACUGUUGAACUCAACUGAUGAUUUGAACGCUUAUCUGCUCUCAGACACAGACGAACAACUCAUCAUAUAUGUCACAUUUUCCCAAUUUGUUCGAAUUCAAGCAAUACAGAUCAAUGGACCUCAAGAAAAUGGUCCUAGAAUAGUGAAACUUUUUAUCAAUCAAAUAUCAACGCCUGAUUUUGACAGCUGUGAGGUUGGUGAGGCUGUACAGACGUUAGAGCUAACUGAAGACGAUCUUAAAGAAGGUGGAAUAACUCAACUGAAUUUUGUAAAAUUUCAAAAUGUCAACACUAUAACAGUGCCUCAAUAGGACCUAGCCUUUCUAUGAUGCGGACAGUCGGCAAGUGUUAAUCACUCUCACAACUCUGUCAGCUAUCAAGUUCCCAUUCUUUUCUGACCAUCAUAGCGAAACCAGAACAACUAUUUGUAAAGAAUAUAAUAAAUUCAGUGUAUUUCGAUGCAUCUGCGUCACUUCGGUGUGUUUAUGGGGUUAAUGAUUGAAGAAUGAAUACAUGAUAAUUCUUGGAAAUGGAAAAUAUAUAAGGUUACGCUAUAAUGGGAAUAGUGAAAUUUGUUUAUUACGUAGUUUACUUCGUAUUAACUAGUGGGAAUGCAACAAUACAAUUUCAGCUGUCUCUGUGGCACUACACAUUAUUGUUGUAACCAAAACAUAAUCUUAGGUUUUUAAGCAUACAGAGUGUUUUAUUAGAAAGAAUGAAGUCAACAUAUACCAUUUUAGCCGACAGGGAGAUUUGUCUAUGCGGAUAGAUAAUGCCAGAACAUAAGAGUGUAUGUAGACUAUAUGAUUGGAUUCGUCAAAAUGCUAGAGACCAGUUAUUGAAGUCUCUGGAUGAUGUACUGAAAAUCUGCCACCAGGGAAGAGAUAUACUACUUUUCAGUAACUUUUGUUUAUAUACUCCAUCUCCUUUCACGUUUCCUUUUCUGUUCAUUAAGUACAGUUGUGAAAGUUGGGCAACUUGAGAUUGUAAUGGAUUCCUGCGCAGGGCUAUGUUGUGGCCUGCGAUCUGUUCGAGUAUAC